GGCUUUUCGCCGCUCGCCGCCUCGUCGCUGCCAUGGCUUCGCUGCGCUCCGGCCCGGCCUGGUGCCGCCUGCUCGCCUGGGCCGCGCUCGGCCCCGUGCUUUGCGGAGGGUCGGUGCGCGCCGAGCCGGAGCCGGGCGCGGAGCCGGAGGCGGACCCGCACGCGCGGCACCUCUACAGCGCCGAGAUGCUGCGGCACGGCGCCGCCGCCGCCCCGCACUUCGUCAUGUUCUUCGCCCCGUGGUGUGGACAUUGCCAGCGUCUCCAGCCAACUUGGAAUGAUCUGGGAGAUAAAUACAACAACAUGGAAAACCCACAGGUCUAUGUUGUUAAAGUGGAUUGUACUAUAGACACUCCUCUGUGCUCUGAAUUUGGCGUCCGCGGAUACCCUACUUUAAAGCUGCUUAAACCAGGACAAGAACCUCUGAAAUACCAAGGCCCGAGAGACUUCCAGGCGCUGGAAAACUGGAUGUUGGAAAAACUAAAUGGGGAACCAUCUGAUCCAGAAUCUACUGUGGAACCACCAAAAGCUCCUGAACCUAAGCAGGGAAUGUAUGAACUCUCAGCAGAAAAUUUCAAGACGCACAUAGCAGAAGGUAAUCACUUCAUCAAAUUCUUUGCCCCUUGGUGUGGUCACUGCAAGGCUUUGGCCCCAACUUGGGAACAGCUGGCUCUAGCCUUUGAACAUUCAGAAACUGUAAAGAUUGGCAAGGUCGACUGUACCCAACAUUAUGAGGUCUGCUCUGAAAAUCAAGUUCGUGGCUAUCCUACACUCCUCUGGUUUAGAAAUGGUGAAAAGGGUGACCAGUAUAAAGGGAAGAGGGACUUUGAUUCCUUGAAGGAGUAUGUGGAUUCCCAACUACAGAGCUCUGGGAAAGAACCACCAGCAAGUAAACCCACAGAAGCCCCACAGCCUCCUGCAGAACCCACCCAGGCUGAGCAGGCUACAGUGCUUUCUCUCUCUGAAAAAGACUUUGAUGAAACCAUUGCUAGGGGAAUCACCUUUAUUAAAUUCUAUGCUCCAUGGUGUGGUCACUGUAAGAACUUGGCUCCGACUUGGGAGAGCCUUGCCAAAGAGCAAUUUCCAGGUUUGACUGAUGUCAAAAUAGCAGAAGUAGACUGCACUGUAGAACGUAACGUCUGCAACAGAUUUUCUGUACGUGGAUAUCCUACGCUUCUGCUUUUCCGAGGUGGAAAGAAAGUCAGUGAACACAACGGAACGAGAGAUCUGGAAUCACUGCAUAGCUUUGUUUUGCGUCAGGCAAGGGAUGAAUUGUAAUAAAAGUCUCAAUGCUCUGUCCCUGGCUGUCUCUGUACGGUAGUUGAGGGAUUUAAGGCAUUGCUAAUUUUCAAAUGGUAUGUUGGGGGGUGGGGUGGGAAUUAGGGCUUUUUUGUUCGUUGAUUUGUUUUUAGGAAAUGGAAUGUACUGAACAUUGGUAUCUUCCCUCUGUGUGUUAAAGGCAAGUUACCCUACUUGAGAAGGAAAACUAACAAGUAGUUACUGUGCAAACGGAGAAUAUUUUCAGCAUUAGUAGUAUUGCUACAUUUCUGCAUUCCUGCAGUGAAGUGUAAAUGGUUUCCAUUGAGACUAAAAUACAUUAAGAAAACCAAAUUAAGGGCACCAGCAGAAUAUUUUUGUCUUCAGGUUAGAUUUGGUUAAAAAAAGUAAUCUUUACAUACUGCACACUAUUGCUAGAAAGCUAAAAGCUGCAGCUGUGUUAAAUAACUACUGCCUCUACAAUGGUACUUCCAACCUGUUUGUCUUAAUAUGGCUGUUGGUUAAGAAAUGAAAAGUCACAGGAGGCUGAAAACACACAUUUGGAAGAUACCAGGCCACCAUGAGCUGUUUCCUGUUAAUCCUCUCUGCAUGGGAGGUUCAGCCAUAACAAAAGCAAUGGUACUGUAACAUGUGCCUGAACAUUACUGAUGCCAUAGUGUACGUGUCAGGUGGAUGUUUUUUGUUGUAGACUGCUUCUUUUUAUCUCCAGAGGAGUAAUUAUGCUCUACUUAUAUAGAGCCAAAGCGAACUGGCUCUAUUACAGCUACUUUGUUAAUAUUAAACGAUCAGUUAGACCUCAGAGCUGAUUACAUGCAUUUUCUACCUUCACCUGAAUCCAAACUUUGUGUUGACCUGCUCUUUAGUCAGAGCACUUGGAGAACAAGUAGUAAAUGUAAGUAAUUUUUCCACUCAGCUGUUCGACAGUAGUCUCCAAUAGUUUCCCACUCUUCUUGAGCCUUAACCUUUUUUCCAGGUCUAAGUAUGAAAGUGUUGCUAAGUUUGAAUGUUAGGCCUGUGCACUCCCUGUUGCCUUGGAUUAUGAUACGGAUCUAUUCUUUGGUGCAUAAGAUGCUUCAUGUUUGAUAGUUGAAAGCCAAAGAAUGUACACUGCAGGUACUGUCUCAGUAGAAUGACAGCAGCAAACCAAGGACUGAAUUCUGCCAUCCCGUGUGUGCACAGAAACUCAUGGAAUGAGUAUGACGUAUACAGGCUGAUUUGACUAAUCUGUCAAAAUGCUGAUUUUAUCCAUCAUAUGGAGUAGGUUUGUUUUCAUUUAAAAAAAAAAAAAAA
Phasianus colchicus (ring-necked pheasant) is the source of this 2567-nucleotide messenger RNA. RefSeq names its product thioredoxin domain containing 5 (gene TXNDC5). Gene Ontology annotation, cellular component: endoplasmic reticulum. The record is from RefSeq and is a predicted model, not a curated record. Gene Ontology annotation, molecular function: protein disulfide isomerase activity. Gene Ontology annotation, biological process: protein folding. NCBI's taxonomy places the organism in Eukaryota, Metazoa, Chordata, Aves, Galliformes, Phasianidae.